CAACACUUCAACUGGCGGAGUUUUAAAGGCGUCCUUGACAGCGCCGUACUAGCCUCAUUACCAUUGAUUGAUUGCCACCGGGCUUGCCUAGAUACCGCACAAAAUGACGUCCUUCCUGCCGUCCGUCACCCACGCAUCCCGGUCGGCUCGUUGCGUACCCUUUUCGACGCUCUCACCACAACCGCGAUGUAGCCCCUCACCUCUCACCGCCUUCUUAUUCAAACUUAAGACGUCUGCUCCUUCGCUACCCUCCUCCCUCUCGCUCGACCCUGACCUGUUUCCCCGUUUUCGCCGCAGCCCUUCAGCCUGCGUCGUCGCCUCCCUUCGACUGUACACUUGACCAUGGCGCGGGCGAUGGAGACAACGCAAGAUCCACUUGCCUCAAGAAAGGACAUCAGGGCCGGAUUAAGGCAGAAGCCUCGGUUGAUUGAGGUUGAGAUUUCUGGGAGGAUCACUUCCAUACCUUUGGCGGCACUGCUAAAGAGGACUGCCGCACACAAGGCGCCCAUUUUUUCUUUCAAGCGGUUCAUGAAGGCAGUAAAAUCCCGCGGUCCAACAAAUGCCCGUUUUAAGUUCAUCUGGCCCGAGUUCACCGUCCGGAACCAGAAGGAUUUCGAAACGGCUCUCACGAUCUGGCAGUUGCACCCCGGAAACACAGCAAAAGAUUCUCCAUUCAAGCUCAGAGCACUGGAGGGCGACGACGAAGAGCCCGUCAACGACGACCCUAUGAUUUCGAGUGGAGGUUAUCCACCGCUUCCGAGUAAUCCUGACCCCCCCAAGCAUCUCCUACUCAGAAUCAUCAGUGCAAAGGAACACAAAGAAGCAGUUCAGUUUGCCUGGCAAUCAUUGUUUGGCGGGACCAAAUUCUCAGAGGACAACCUUGAAUGGACGAAGUUGGAAAAGGAACUUCAUCAACUGGAGUUCUUGCCGCGUGAGAUGAAACUGGUGUUGAAGUAUGUGGAUUUGGACGCUGGCAGCACGCUUACAGUCAAGACUCGCACGACCCUAUAUGGUGUCCUUGUCGCAUUCAAGCGUCACUUCGACUGCUCUGUUUGUGGCCUGUAUUUGGAGGACCGAGCCGAAGGUGAUCAGGGGAAUAGGCUCUCUAUUCCCGAUUUCAUGACACCAAAACGAGGCAAGAACGGCAUACCGCACGAUCGCGGAGAGGUUCAAUAUAUGCGAACGAUCGUUGACUUGACGGGUCCCGAAACAGAUGAGAUGGAGCCGGGUUCAACAGGGAGUACCUGAACUGACAAGGCUGUCAUGGUCUCGGCUCGAGAACCGGGGUCACUGAAACGCCAAAUGUACGACGAUUUCCUGAAGUAUACAGAGCAUAAAUCAAAGGGAGAUCCCUCUCGUCAUGCGUCGUCAUGGACAAGAAAGACACAAACACGUAUGAUCAUUAGGCCAAGACGGUAUUCGUUUUGUCUUGUGAUGGAUGACGACGGAGCGACCCUCGAAAGCAAGGAAUGAAUGUCACACAUUCUGGCGCUGGCCAGUCCUUGUUUCAGCUCGACGUCCACACUCGCCGGAGGGGGAACGUGCAUAAAUGCAAGUACCGGUAUGACGUCCGCGGUCUGUUAUAUCGCUCAUAGGUAUUUUUAGGGUCAAACGCUUUUCUUCACUUUCACAUCAGUGCCGUUUGCUUCCUGAUAUUCCGUGAACACCUGCAAGAAGCAUGCAUAUCGUGACAUUCAGCGGUAAACUUGAAUAAAUUGUGGCCUGUACUCGAUAGCCCGGCCACUUACACCUCUAUAGGUAUUUCACUCGUAUCCA
Molecule: messenger RNA, 1776 nt
Organism: Cladophialophora immunda
Lineage: Eukaryota; Fungi; Ascomycota; Eurotiomycetes; Chaetothyriales; Herpotrichiellaceae
Exons: 1
Coding region: 343-1248 (301 amino acids)
Source: RefSeq, a predicted model, not a curated record